AUGCGAGCUCUGCUCUCUCGCAUCCCGAUCUCCACCGCUGCCUUCUUCUCCUCCUCCCAAACCCUAGCCCCGAGCCCUAGCCUCGCCCCCCUCCGCCUCGGCCGCCGCUUCGUCGCCAUGGCCGCCGCCGCCGCGGAGGAGUUCGUGAAGGGCCGCGUCUUCCCCAACGGCGUCGCCGUCAUCACCCUCGACCGCCCCAAGGCCCUCAACGCCAUGAACCUCGAAAUGGACCUUAGGUACAAGGCAUUUCUUGAUGAAUGGGAAACAAAUCCAAAUGUGAAGUGCAUUCUUGUGGAAAGCAGUUCUCCCCGCGCAUUCUCAGCUGGGAUGGAUAUUAAGGGUGUUGCAGCGGAAAUUCAAAAGGACAAGAGCACAUCACUUGUGCAAAAGGUCUUCACAGCUGAGUACUCUUUGAUUUGCAAGAUACAUGAGUAUGCAAAACCUUAUAUAUGCUUGAUGGAUGGUGUAACCAUGGGGUUUGGAAUUGGAUUGUCUGGACAUGGCCGCUACCGCAUUAUUACGGAGGCAAUUAGAACACUCCUGGCCAUGCCGGAAAAUGGUAUUGGCUUGUUCCCAGAUGUUGGCUUUGCUUACAUCGGUGCAAAAGCGCCAGGAGGGGGUGCAGUCGGAGCUUACCUUGGGAUGACAGGAAAAAGAAUAUCUUCACCUGCUGAUGCUCUGUUCAUAGGUCUCGGAACCCAUUAUGUACCUUCCGGGGACUUGGGUUCACUCAAGGAAUCCCUCCUGAGUGCUAACUUCACUGCUGAUCCUCACAAAGAUGUUGAGUCACUCCUGACUGGGUACAAGAAGGAACUUGAGUCGGUGCCCCAAUUAGAAAAGCUUUUACCGGAUAUCGUUUCUUCUUUUGGUCCUGAUAAAUCAGCUACUGAAUCUGUGGAAGAGCUAAAGAAGCGUAGUCAAAGUGGUGAUGCCACAGUGUCAGAAUGGGCCAAUGAUGCUUUAGCAGGACUUAAGAAAGGUGCUCCGUUUUCUCUUUGUUUAACACAGAAACAUUUCUCUCGAGUUGCAUCGUCAUAUGGGAACAAUGAAAAUUAUCUAUCUAAGUUGGCUGGUGUUAUGAAAUUGGAGUACCGCAUUGCCUUAAGAUCAUCGGUUCGAAGUGAUUUUGCUGAAGGCGUACGCGCUGUCUUAGUUGACAAGGACCAGAAUCCAAAAUGGAGUCCAGCAACUCUGGAAGACGUAAACAUGGAUGAGGUCGAAUCAGUUUUCGAACCAUUAGCUGCCGAUGCUGAGUUGAAUGUGUGA
This is a messenger RNA of Triticum turgidum subsp. durum (durum wheat), 1266 nucleotides long. The record is from the annotation of a GenBank genome assembly. NCBI's taxonomy places the organism in Eukaryota, Viridiplantae, Streptophyta, Magnoliopsida, Poales, Poaceae.